GCCCUAGAACAUUAAAAUUGAAAGAGCUAAUUAGAGAAACCCAAAAAAGGAGCGAAGAUAGAGUUUAAUUUUGAAAACCUAUAUCAAUAUAUACCACAAGGUUUCAUAAAUUAUAUAAUAAGCUGAUUAAGAGAUAAACAUGUGGUUAAUUUGCAUCAUGCUUCUUAAUUUUAAGCACUGGUCAAACAGAAAAAUGAAACAUGUCCUCUAGAUUUUCCUUGUUUGGUAUCCUAAGAGCUAUAUAGAAUUUGGUGUAUAAUGAAAAAGAUGAACACCAAGAACAAAAGGGUGAAUAACAAAUUCUGAGUUUUAAUUAAUAUUCUAUCCAUUCUUUUUCAAUAUAUACUUAAUGAUUAGUCACAUUAAAAGGCCGAGAAAAUGUGUUGUGAGCUAUAAUAUAUCCCUAAUCUUUUAUCAACCUCGAAAACCUUAAAAUGAUAAAAUUCAUAUGCAAAGUUUCAUCGACAUAUUUUAGCAAAAAAAAAAAAAAUUCAUUGACAUAUGUGAAACUCUUAAGAAAUCUCUAUAUCAUCUUUAACCACAAACACAUAUCAUCACACCAUGAUAAUUCAUCGAUAUAUGCACACACAUGAAUAUGCAUAUAUAUAUAUAUAUAAUAAGUAUGAAAUCUUUCAUAGAAGAGAGAAAGAGAGAGAGAGAGAAUUGACGACGAGCUUGGAAGAGAUGGCGGUGAUGGGGAAACUGAGGAUGUUCGUGGCGCAGGAGCCUGUUGUCGCCGCCUCUUGCUUGAUCGGCGGUGUUGGACUCUUUCUGCCUGCUGUUGUGAGGCCUAUUCUUGAUUCACUCGAGGCUUCCAAACAAGUUAAAGCCCCUCCACUUACCCAUGUUAUUGCUGGUGUCACAGGGCAGAAACAGAGCUAAUCCCAUGCAAUGAUUUUUUUUCCCUGUUUUCUUACAUUCAGAUUCCCUUUUUUUUGUCUUCUAACUCUUUUACAUUCACAAAUGAAAUAAGCCAGACCUCUCUUUUUUUUUUUUUAACAUAAAGGCAUGUGUGUUAAGUACACUCUGUUCAUCAUUUUUAUCAAAUGUAUCCACUUCUUAAUGACAAA
Messenger RNA from Brassica rapa (field mustard), 1070 nucleotides. RefSeq lists its product as uncharacterized. Lineage: Eukaryota; Viridiplantae; Streptophyta; Magnoliopsida; Brassicales; Brassicaceae. The record is from RefSeq and is a predicted model, not a curated record.